AAAACAUGGGGUGGCUCGGCCACCCCAUUUUGCCCUAGGGAUGGCCGAUGCCACCUCAUGGGGCCUUAGGGGGUGGUUCGGCACCUCAUGGUUAUUGUCUGAGAUCCCAAUCUUCAGUUAAAUACUUUUUGAUUCAUUAUGAAUUGAAGAGGAUUUGGAUCCUUAAGAGAAAGCCUCUUAAUUGAGUGGAAGGCUCAUUUGUCCCAACAAAUACAAAUAAUAACACUAGGAGAAAAAUUCCCCAAUUAUUGGGAAUUCCGAAUUUCCGACCCCCAAGAAAAAGAUGUUCACAUUUGGAGAAGAAACCAAAAUGGGCUCCGGAUCCGUUACUUAUUAGGAGAAAAAAACCUAGUAAAUAGAAGGUAAGACUUUGCCUUGCCACAAGGGACGUUCCGUCAACUUCUCUAUCCAAUCCGACAGGAGUACUUUUUAUAUUAUUUAUAGUUUUGGGGAAUCCGAUAACUCAAUUUCGGUCUGGAUACAUUUGCUUUUACAGCGCUUCGGAGGAAUUAAGCACUAUCACGGCCACUGAUGGCGGACACUGCAGAAUUUGAUCCCGACCUAAUUCGUUCUUACAAAUUCCCUGAGACGACAUACACCUACACCGAAAGAGAUGUAGUGCUCUAUGCCUUGGGCGUUGGAGCGUGCGCGCGGGACGCCCUUGAUGUCGACGAGCUUAAGUAUGUUUACCAUGAAGGUGGGCAACAAUUUGUUCAGGUCUUGCCAACAUUUGCUGCUCUAUUUUCGAAUGGAAAUCUUAUUAAUCUGCCAGGGUUGCAAUUUGAUCCACGUCUUCUACUGCAUGGACAGCAAUACAUAGAAUUACACAAGCCAUUUCCUUCAAGUGCAUGUGUAUGAUUUCUGACCUGAA
Corylus avellana is the source of this 871-nucleotide messenger RNA. NCBI's taxonomy places the organism in Eukaryota, Viridiplantae, Streptophyta, Magnoliopsida, Fagales, Betulaceae. The record is from RefSeq and is a predicted model, not a curated record.